AUGCAAUUCAAGAACAUCGUUGCUUCCUUCGCUGCCGUCGCUGCUGUUGCCUCUGCCCAAAACGCCACCAACGGUACUAACGCCACCAACGGUACUAACGGUACCAACGGUACCAACGACACCACCUCUGUCUCCACUGGUGCUGCCGCUGCUAACGCUAUGGGUGCUGGUGUUUUCGGUGCUGCCGUUGCCGCUGGUGUUGCCUUCUUGUUCUAA
This is a messenger RNA of Kluyveromyces lactis, 216 nucleotides long. RefSeq lists its product as uncharacterized. The coding region runs from base 1 to 216 and encodes 71 amino acids. The record is from RefSeq and is a predicted model, not a curated record. The transcript has a single exon. NCBI's taxonomy places the organism in Eukaryota, Fungi, Ascomycota, Saccharomycetes, Saccharomycetales, Saccharomycetaceae.